Molecule: messenger RNA, 1394 nt
Organism: Emiliania huxleyi CCMP1516
Lineage: Eukaryota; Haptophyta; Isochrysidales; Noelaerhabdaceae
Exons: 7
Coding region: 57-1394 (445 amino acids)
Source: RefSeq, a predicted model, not a curated record
CGACCAUUGCGCUACCUCUUCCCGCUCACUAAUCUGGCUAACUAAUCUGGCUAAGCAUGUUCCCGGGCGCCGCCCAGCUCGGCGAGGUGGUCGCCAUCGUGCAGGCCUUGCUCCACGCCAUCCUCGUCGAAGGCGUCACCGCGGCGUACGCUCGGCUGAUCAAGAGCGCGAAUUUGGCGAUUGACGACAUCCACGGCAAGCCGGACUGGCUCUCGAAGCUCAAGGUGGUUUGCGUGUACUACAUAAACGUCGGGAGCAUGGUGCCUGCGACGGCGCCGCUGCCGCUCGCCGAGGAGGCCUCGCCGCACGUGCCCGGCCUGAUGACGACAUGGCGCGAGGGCGCCAACAAGGCGGCCACCAGCCUGCAGCCGCAGGGCGGCGUCGUGGUGGGCACCAUCCGGAUGGGCUACGGCCACCACCGCAUCGCUUACGCCACAACCUCGUGGGCGCUCGGCAUGGACAAGAAGACGUACUUCCACGACCUGCUCAACCUCGACUCGGAGGAGGCGUCCCUCAUCAAGACGAUGGACCACUUCUACUCGCAGAUCUCGCGCAUCCAGGCCGAGUUCCGCGCCAUCGAGCUCGUGUUUGGCUACCUCAUGGCCAACGGGGCGACGGCCAACCUCGCGCGCCAGUUCGCGGUCGUCUCGGCGCACUUCCGCACGCUCACGGCAGCCUUCCCGCGAGACACGCCGAUCAUCUCCUGCUUCCCGUAUGUCGGCCUCUCGGCCGUCGCCGCCGGCUUCACGCGCGUCAUCAACCUCGUGUUUGACAACCACGCGCAGGCAGCCCACUGCCACUGGAUCCCGAGGGAGCUCGUCGUCAACAUCAAGUCCGACUGCAAUGCACGCAAGGCCCGCGCCGCCGCGCGCAAGCCGACGCGUGUCCUCUGCUCGGUCGGCGGCGCGGGCGCGCAGAAGACAUUCGCCUUCGCCAACUGCCUCGACGACCUCGGCAUCCGCUACACGCUCGUCGACACGCUGCAAGGCGUGCACGACUUUUGCGGCCGCAUGUCCUCCGGCCUCGAGCCGGAGCGCGCCGUCACUAUCUUCGCCUUCAACGUCUACUUCCCGGCCGUCGCCACCACCGACAUCCUGUGCCGCGUCUCGGACGUGCUCGCGUGCAAGCCGGGUGAGCUCGCCUUCUACCCGGUGCCAAAGCUGAUGCUCCGCCGCGUGGGCGACCACGAGUUCUACUCAGCGCUGCGCGCCUCCGAGGUCGGGGACGGGACGCAGGAGCUGCGCGAGGUCUCGGACGUCGUGCGCUACCUCGACAUCUUUGCGAAGUCGCCCGACGCGCUCACGCAGAUGAACGACUCGAUCCUCACCAACGCGAGCGUCGGCAUGUACGACGGUUGCAAGGCCGCCGUCGAGAUGGCCAUGGCGAAGCUGUGA